UACUGCGCAUGCCCAACUGCAUCCCGGAAGUUUUGAAUGAUUUUUUUUUUUACUCUUUGGUUUCAGUCCCGUAGAAAAGUAAUUGCAGCAGGUGAACGGAGCAUCGGGUUUCUACCUGGACCUGUAUCUGUUUCUGGACCUGGACCACCUUUACUACCGUGCAGGGACCAUUCUCUUCAGCGAACCGAGCCGAACCUGCCUCGGAUUCCGCUCGCUGAGCACAUGAUCGGCUUCGAGCUUGUCCCGGUUCAAGGCGGGGACCCCAUUCACCUGCCGCCGGGGGAGACGGUGCUGGGCCGUGGUCCGUUUCUAGGAGUCAGUGAUAAGAGGGUGUCCAGACACCACGCCCUGCUGGAGAACCUGAAAGGACAGCUGCGCCUCAAACCGACCCACCUGAACCCGUGUUUCCUUCAGUCAUCGCCAACCUAUGAGCCGCGACCUCUUCAGAGAGACUCCUGGUGCCCUCUUCGUCACGGGGACCUGUUCUCCCUGCUGCCGGGUCAGUUCAUCUUCCGGGUGGUGGCCGUGGGUGGAGACGACUAUGGGACCAGGAACAGUCGGAUGUUUGUAGAAGAGACUGAUGAACGUCCAGUUUCUUCUAAACCUUACGAGGGACCAGCAGCUCUGUUAAAUGAGGAGGAGGUCAACAGCCCCAUCACAAGCUUAACAAUGGGAGGUUCUACUCUUCCGAUGGAAGUGGGGGAUGAUCACAGUGAUGGGGGGGUACCUGUGUCUAGGAAGAGAGUUCUGCCUGCCUGGAUGAUGUCAUCUGUUCCAAAGAGGCCUUCCCCCAGCCUGAUGGGUAUUUACAGAGCUGAACUGAUGCUCCAAACAUGGCCGUCUAAAACCUUCAGCAUCACACGAGCAGCAGCCAAACCGGCUACAGAGCUGGACGAGGCGGAGGCGGUGGAGGCAGAGGCAGAGGCAGAGGCAGAGGCGAGGCCAAGCAAGAGGAUGAGGAAGAUCAGUGAUGAAGGAGCACACGGUCCUUUAGAAGGACCAGUCCGGAAGCAGAAUGGCCCCAGUGAUGAGGCCCACAGAGUCACCAUGGAGGUGGAAGAGGAGGCAGAAAGAAACACUUCACAAGAGGACAGGAAGUUAAAGUCACAGACGACUAAACAGAAACCAGCAGAGUCUGUUGGGUUCAACAGCGACUCUGCAUCUGCCUCCACUCAGUCUCAGACCCGAGUCAGAACACCAUGCCCCUACGGGAAGGACUGCUACAGGAAGAACCCAAUCCACUUUCAGGAGUGCUGUCACCCAGGCGACAUUGAUUAUGAGGAGGGGGAAGAGGAGGGGGAUCGACCCGAGUGUCCCUACGGCACCGCCUGCUACAGGAAGAACCCUCUCCACAGGAAGGAGUAUAAGCACACAAAGAGAGCAGCUCGUACUACACGUAACGUCAUUAAGCGGGUCGAUGAGGACGAUGACGAUGAAGACGACAGCGAGGAUGUGGGCAACGACUCGGACUACAUCCCUCCGGACUCAGACAACAGUGACGAGGAUGACGUCAGGAGACUGCAAGAGGCGGCCACGGAGUUUCUGAAGAGGAGGAAGUAGACAGGUUCUGCUGCUUCAGUUUGAAAAGACACAACUUCACUGACACUAAAUUAACUGAAACAGCUGCGAGAGAUUCAGUAUGUUCACGGCUGGUAUUGAGUCGUCCGAGUCAGGUUUUACAAUUAUAGUAACUCAGAUUGCUCAUUACUACCGACCAUGUUUCAUUCCUCUCUCACCCAAAGGAACAUAUUUGGUCUAGAAGGAACAUUUCUUUUAUACCAGUAAGACACAAGUUGUCUGAUUUUUAAUAAAUAAAAUCUUAAUUAUUAAAAGUAUAGAGAGAAUACAUUCAUUCUGUUUUUUCUCCCUGGCCUUAAUCCAGGUCAUUGUGAUCAGAUUCUGCAACCAGAGCCACAGCUCAGACAGUUGUUUCUGGAAUGAGUGAAUGGGACCAGCUGGUAUAAAGUUACUGGGUCGGAUAGCGAGCCACACUGAAGAGAACUUCUUUUUUCUAAAUGCUGUAAAAUGAGUUCACCCCUUUAGUGACUGAAAUUAAACUGGUUGUAAUUCAA
This is a messenger RNA of Betta splendens (Siamese fighting fish), 2072 nucleotides long. RefSeq names its product aprataxin and PNKP like factor (gene aplf). The transcript is spliced from 11 exons. Lineage: Eukaryota; Metazoa; Chordata; Actinopteri; Anabantiformes; Osphronemidae. Gene Ontology annotation, molecular function: DNA-(apurinic or apyrimidinic site) endonuclease activity; 3'-5' exonuclease activity; protein binding. Gene Ontology annotation, cellular component: site of double-strand break; nucleus. The record is from RefSeq and is a predicted model, not a curated record. Gene Ontology annotation, biological process: double-strand break repair. Bases 37 to 1560 code for a protein of 507 amino acids.